AUGGAUGAGAUCUGGGAAAGAGCAGUGGAGACAGCAUUAGAGGGGCAAACAGAUAACUUAGCGGUAAGAAAUCUAACCCUAGACGGUGCCGUUAAGUGUAUACAAGGAAGAUUACCAGCGCCAAGUUUAUUCGAAAAAUUCGAGAAUCUUCAACAUCUAUCUAUAGCAAAUACUGGUGUUUCAACGUUAGAGCAAUUUCCUCGUCUUCGAAAUCUACAGAAAUUAAUAUUAUCCGAUAAUAGAAUAUCCGGUGGUUUAGAAUUUCUUGUAGAAGCUGGACUCGAUUCGCUUCGGGAUUUAGAUUUAUCAAAUAAUAGGAUUCAGUAUAUUGAAGAUCUAGCUCCUUUGGCGAAGUUAAGGUUGGUUUCGCUUGAUUUGUACGAGUGUCCGGUUACGAGAGUGAAGGAUUAUCGGUCUAGGGUUUUUGGAUUGAUUAGUUCCUUGAAGUAUUUGGAUAAAAUGGAUGCUGAGGAGAAUGAGAGACCGGAGUCAGAUGAUGAGGAGGAGGAUGAAGAGGAGGACGAGGAAGAUGAUCCAGGGAGUGGUGAGGUUGAUGGGGAGGAAAAGCCAUUUAGGAUGAAUAACGGGCAUAGUGAAGUUGGGGAAGGGAUUGUUGAUGUGGAUGAGGAAGAGGAGAGUGAGGCGGAUGAGGAGGAGACAGAGAUGGGGAGAGAGAGUAACGGGGUUAGGCAAAAUGGGUUCCGGGUUGAGGUUGUGGACAGGGAGGGGGAGGGUGGGGAAGGGGAGGGGGAGGAGGAUGAGGAGGGGGAUGAGUUUGGGGAAGAGGAGAUUGAUGAGGAGGAUGACGAUGAUGACGAUGUGGUGGAAGUACAUGAGAUUGGUGAUGAUAGUGAUGAGGAUGAUGAUGCGGUGGAGUAUGAGGAGGAGGAUGACGACGACGAUGAUGACAAUGAAGAUGACGAGGAGGAGGGGGAGGAGGAUGAGGAAGAGGUGGAUAAUGACGAAGUGGAUCUUGGUGAGCCGGAGAGUACAGGAAGGUUAACGAGUACGGAAGGGGAGAUUGAUGGGCAUGAGCAAGGGGAGGAUGAUGGUGAAGAGGAUGAUAAUGGGGAGACUGGUGAGGAGGAGCAAGGUGUUGAGGAUGAUGGAGAGUUUGAUGAUGAGGAAGAUGGUGAGGAGGAGGAUGAAGAUUCUGAUGCAGGGUACCUUGUUCAACCAGUGGGGCAGACAGAAGUUCAUGAUGCUGGAGGUAGUGACAUGGAGGCAGGGAAUGAAGAAGAUGAUCCUGAAGGGGAGGAAGAAGUUGACGACGACGACGAAUUAAAGGAGCUACCAUCAUCCUCACAUCUUAAGAGGAAGAGAGAUGAAGAUGAGGAGGACGAGGGUGAGGAGGAGGAUGAUGAUGAUGUUGUUGAGUAUACGAAGUCAUCAUCGAAGAAGCCCCAUUAG
This is a messenger RNA of Dovyalis caffra, 1410 nucleotides long. The record is from the annotation of a GenBank genome assembly. Lineage: Eukaryota; Viridiplantae; Streptophyta; Magnoliopsida; Malpighiales; Salicaceae.